This is a messenger RNA of Thrips palmi, 2454 nucleotides long. RefSeq lists its product as uncharacterized. The transcript has 13 exons. Bases 123 to 2327 code for a protein of 734 amino acids. The record is from RefSeq and is a predicted model, not a curated record. NCBI's taxonomy places the organism in Eukaryota, Metazoa, Arthropoda, Insecta, Thysanoptera, Thripidae.
GCUACGUUCGCUUUGCUUGCUCAAACAAGCAGUCAAACAAGACGCACGUGUGUUGUUGUCAACUCAAAUCAGUUGCUUUUACUCUUCGUUUUUCUGUGCUGUACUUAAGGACACCAUUCAGAAUGCAAGGUGAAAUAGAAAACAAUGCGGUGGAGAUUUUGUAUCGUGACCUAGUUGGUGAAUUCUCUCAUUAUAGGAGUGAAGGGAUAUCAACUCUCAGAUCUCUUCCUCAUUGGUCUCUUCCUGCUCCAAAUUUGAAUACAAAUACUUCAUCUCACAUCCCACCGCGCUCAAGAUUUCAGUUCAAGGUUCGACGACCAAGACCAUUCUCAUUACCUUCAAAUGUUAAUCCAUUAAACUAUUGGGAUGGUGAUCCAUUUGACCAAAUGGUGAUCAUUAAAAAGAAAUGGGAAUCUCACAGAGAUUAUCUCAUUCGUCGAGCCAGGCAGGGACAUAAGUUUUCAGCUGAAAAUGAUCUGGAUGUAAAUAGAGUGAAAAAGAAUGAUAAGAAGAAGCAUAUUUAUUCUGUGGCUACCCAUUUGGAUCUUGUUCAGCAUAUAGAGAAAGACCCAUAUCCAGCUUUUUCUGGAAAUUAUAAUUGGUUUUACACUGGAGGAUGUAUCACCAGCUGUACUGUUAAUGGAGAAAGGUUUUUACUUUAUCCUGGUGGGAAAAAUAUGGACACUCUUUGUGUGAACCAGCAACAGGUGGCUGAAGAUGAAAACCAAGUGUGCACUUCUUUAUCUCUUUGUGAAGGCCAGAGAAUUCAUCAAAUAGUUGAGAAUAAAGGGUUGGUUGGAAUAAAGCAAGAAAAAGUUUGCUCUCUUGCACGGAUAAAGUAUGGAUCAAAUAAGCCACUCUCUGCUCAAACUCGCUUAGAAAUUCAAGAGGAAGAGGGAUUUUUUGUGAGCGUUGAUUUGGGACGAUUAGAGGGCAAACAAAUGUGUACCACUAACUCAAAGAUGCAAAUUAAGUUGUGGGACCUUUCAACAAGUUCAUGUUUAUCUACUGCUAAAGUUCCGCUCUCUGACAACCUAUCAAAUGCCUCUUGUUGGAGUUUUGUUAAAUUUAACAAUAAAUCACCAGAGCUGUUUGUCUUGGAUAGAAGCACUGUUUUUGUUAAAGAUUUGAGGAUGCCCUUUUCGGAAAAUUGUAUGGAAUUUUCACCAAGAGAGAUAAUAGAUGACUGUGAGGAAAUUUCUCUCUUGCUGAAUUCUGUAGGUCAACAAUUAGUGUAUGUCGCUUCAACACACAAAUUGCUAAGUCUUGAUGUUCGAUCUGGUUGGUGUCAACGCUGGACCCAUCUUAUGGAAGCACCACCAAUGUAUGGGUCAAUAUACUGCGAUGAAAGGAAUUUGGAGGAGGUGAUUUUGCUGAGCAGUUCUAUCCCUGAUGAUUCUGUUGCCAUAGUUAACUCAUGGAGGAAGGGAGAGCCAACGUCAGAAAUUUUACCACGAAGUUUUCAGUCUCUAAAGGACACUUUGAUACUUGCACGAUCCCGUGGACAGUGUCUUGGAGUGUCAUUGAAGCAAAGAUUGGAUAUGGCUACAUCUGGCCUAACAGUUGUUCCAACAGAAGACAAUGAUGGCUUCACUGCAUUUAAGUCCACAUCUAUAGGAGAUGUGUUCUAUCAACAGUUUGAGAGUGAUCCAAGUGCACUUGACUCAACUGAGUCUGCAUACUCCAAGGACGAAAUAGAUGCAGAUGUUGAAGCAUGGAAAAGAUGGUCAAAGGCCAAUGAUGUGAUAUGCUCUCAGAAUAAAGUGGAUUUGCAUUGUCCAGUAUACUCACAUGAUUUUUUGUUUAAUUCCAUAAAAAAACCAAUGCCAAAAUCUCGCAAGUAUCCUUACUACAAGGUUGUUGAAACAUGGCAUCAGUCAUUUCCCGAGAAAAAAAGAAGGUUACUCAAUAAAAAGAACUUCCCUUUUGAACGUGACUCAGUACCACUUCGUGCUAUAUUGAGUGAUUUAAGCACUUAUUCUGAUUUGAUGGCACGCAUUCUAUUGAACGCUUGGGACUCUGAGGGCCUUUAUGGUGAACCUCAACCAGCCAAGAAUGUGGAAGACUGGUUGAAUAGUAUUCCUGUGUCCAGCAAUGCAUCAAUGGAUGAAGAUGAGUUCAGCUUAAAUAGAAGUCUUCGUUCCAUUAGUCCUCAGCCGUCUUUCUCCGGAAGUUUGGGUUCCAUAACUCCUCAGCCUUCUUUUUCCAGAAGUGUACGUUCAGUUACUUCCCAACCCUUAAGUUUAAUGUCAAUGUUGGAUAGAGAUGACUUUAAAAUACCAGCUCCGCCUUCUAAGAAAAGAAAGAGGGAAAGUAUGGGAUUUUGAAGUUUCUUCGCGGACUGUUUCAAGUGAUAAAUACUAACCCUUCCCUACAAAAUAAGCAGAAUGAAAAUAAGGUUGCCAGAAAUACACAUUUCUGUUGCACUAUUAAACAGAUGAGUUUGGUAUUCUA